CUCCCGGCCAUGUCUUCCCCCCCGCCAUCCAAGCGGCGGGCGACCGACACCCCGGCCGCGGACUCGGUCGCCGCCGAGCUGGCCCCCCCUGUCGAGUCGGCCCCCCCUGCCGAGCCGGCGGUCGCCACCGAGCCCGCGCCCCCGGCCGACGCUCACCGGCGCAUGGUCAUCACCCACCUGGUGCUGGAGAACUUCAAGUCCUACGCCGGCAAGGUGACCAUCGGCCCCUUCCAUGCGUCCUUCACGGCGGUGGUCGGGCCCAAUGGCUCGGGCAAGUCCAAUGUCAUCGACUCGAUGCUCUUCGUCUUCGGGUACCGGGCCAAGGCCAUGCGCCAGGGAAAGCUCGGGGAGCUGAUCCACCACUCGGCCGCCUUCCCGAACCUGACGUACUGCAAGGUGUCGGUGCACUUUGCCGAUAUCAAUGUCGAUCCGUCCCACACCCAUGAGUACCUGAGCAAGACCAUCCCCAUCCUGCCUGGGUCGCAGUUCGUCGUGUCGCGCAUUGCAUACAAGAACAACACGAGCCGCUAUUUCAUCGACGAGCGGUCGUCCACCUACACCGAGGUGACAGAGCUGCUGCGCUUCCGCGGGAUUGAUCUGGACCACAAGCGCUUCCUGAUUCUCCAGGGCGAGGUGGAGUCCAUCUCGCAGAUGAAGCCGAAGGCCCCGUCCGAGCAUGAGGACGGCCUGCUGGAGUACCUGGAGGACAUCAUCGGCACCAGCUCCUUCAAGGGCCGGAUCGAGGAGGCCGAGGUGGCUCUGGAGGCCUUGUCGGACCAGCGCGCCGAGAAGCAAAACCGCCUGCAGAUCGUGGAGAAGGACCGAGAUGCCCUGCUGCCCAAGUACGAGGAGGCCGUGGACUUCCUGGUCAACGAGGCGGUGCUGGUUCACCACCAGCGGGCCCUCUUUGAGGUGUAUGUGCGCGAGGCGCGCGAAAGCCUGGACUCGGUGCAGGACCGCAUGGACACCAUCAAGCGCAAGAUGAAGGCCGAGCAGGCGCGCAACCGUGAGCUCGCCCAGACGCUCAAGGCAGCCGAGGAGGCGCACGAGCGCGAAACCGCCGAGGUCGACCGUCUGACCCGGGCCAUUGUCCGCCAGCGGCAGGAGUACUCGGCGCACGAGCGUGACUACAUCAAGAUCCAGGAGAACCUCAAGCACACGGCCGACCGGAUGCGCCGAACUGAGAAGGCCCUGGAGAAGGCCCAGCGCUCGAUCGGCACGCACGAGGGCUGGAUCAAGACCUACACCCAGGAUGUGGAGAAGAUCCUCACCGAGAUUGACGAGCGGCGCGAGCAGCUGAAGUCCGAGGAGCAGCAGCUGGAUGUGCUCCGCGAGAGUCUGACCUCCGAGACCAAGCCCCUGCAGAUCGAAGUGGAGGCCAAGCAGAAGGAGCUGGCUCCCUGGCUGGAGAAGGCCAGCCGGUUGCAGAAUGCCAUCUCCGAGGCGGAGUCCGAGUUGCGCAUGAUCAGCGAGCGGAACUCCGCCUCCGAGCGCAUGGUCCAGCGGCUGGAGCAGCAGCGGGCCGCCAACCGCGCGUCGCUGACCGAGGCCGCCGGCCGUCGGGAGCACCUGCUCAAGGAGUCGGAGAACCUGCGUCUGCAGCAGCAGCUGGCCGGCAAGAAUGUCGAGGCCCUCGCAGCCCAGGAGCCGGUUCUCAUGCGUGCGUAUCAGGACGCGCAAAUGCGCCUGGACGAUGCUCUGGCCUCGGUCAAUCAGCAACGCAACCGCGGGAGCCUGCUCACCGGGCUGAUGCAGUUUGCCAAGGAGCAAAACAUGCCCGGGGUCUUUGGGCGUCUGGGCGAUCUGGGCAUCAUUGACGCGCGUUUCGACGUGGCGGCCACCACGUCCUACCCUCUGGAUCACAUGGUGGUGGACACCGCGUACACGGCCCAGCGGUGCAUCAGCCACAUGAAGGAGCGCAAUCUCGGGCGCACGACCUUCAUCGUGCUGGACUCGAUCGGCGCCCCGCGGCCGAAGCCGCCCACCCCGGAGAACGCCGACCGUCUGUUCGACUUGAUUCAGGUUCAGAACCCCCUUUUCCUGAAGGCCUUCUACUUUGCGUAUGGCGACACGCUGGUGGCCAACGACAUGCAGCACGCCUCGCGGCUGGCAUAUGGGGCUCGGCGCUUCCGGGUGGUGACGCUCGGCGGCGAAGUGAUCGACACCUCGGGCAUCAUGUCCGGCGGCGGGAAUGUCGUCAUGCGGGGCGGCAUCGCGUCGUCCUUCGGCUCGCGGCCGGCCGGAGCCGGGCCAUCGGCCAAUUUCCUGACGCCGGCCGAGAUCGACAGCCUCCGGCAGAAGGCCAACCAAGCGCGCGAGGAGCACGCCCAGUGCAGCCGAGAUCUGGCCGCGGCUCGUGCGCGCCUGGACCAGAUUGUCCGGUCGCUUGAUGAGAGUUCCCUCAGCCUGCCCAAGGUGGAGAUGGAGAUCAACAGCCUGGAGUCUGUCGGCCAGUCGCUUGAUCAGCAAGUCCAGGAGGCCCAGCGGGCCGCCGCGCCGGUGGUGGACCACGCGCAGCAAGUCCGUGUCGAGGAGCUCCGCCGGCUGGUGGACACCGAGCGCACGGAGCUGAAGGCCACCCGGGCGUCAGCGGCCAGCAUCGAGCAGGCGAUCAAGGCCCUGCAGGAUCGGAUCCUGGAGGUGGGUGGCAUCAAGAUUCGCCACCAGCAGGCGCAGGUGGAGUUGAUCUCCACCAUGAUCACCAAUGCCAAUGAUCGGCUGAAUGCCGCGCGCGUGAAGCUGGCCCAGGAGGAAAAUUCCCUGAGGAAGGCCGCCAGCUCGGUGGACGAGCUGCAGCGCGAGCUCGGGGACCUGACCUCCCAGCAUUCGGCGCUCGAAACCAAUGGCGCAGACAAGAAUCGCGCCGGGGCCGAGCUCAAGAAGGCCAUUGCCGAGUCGCAGGAGAAUCUCGACGCCAAGCGUGACACGCUGACCGAGUUGCUGGCCAGCCUGGAGGAUUCCAAGAAGAAGAUGCUCCAGUGCCGGUCGGUGGAAGUGGAGCUGCAGCAGCAAUUGGAGGACGCGUCUCGUGCGGUGGAGGAGGCCCGGCGAAAGGUGGCCUCGUGGGUGGCCAAGCGCGACGCGGCGCAGAUCCCGGACCUGGCCGGACUCGGGGAGGCGGCGGUCCAGCGUAAGCAGGAGCGCUGCGCGCACCUGCCGGAUGCGGCGGCUCUGGUGGCCUUCGCGGCCGGCAUCGACCCCGAGGUCACGGUGUCCGGUCGGUCGGUGGUGGCCACCGGCGGCGAUGGCGACGUCGAUAUGGCGGACGCCGAGGCGCUCCCGGAGCCUGGGGCCGGGGCGGCGCGCGAUGGCACCCCGGAUGACGACGCCAUGGUGGUGGACGAGGCGCAGGGCGGUGCCCGGCCUGCCGCCGGGGCCGACCCCGUGGUGCCGCUGCUGGCCGACGCCGAUCGCAUUGCCCGCAUCAAGCAGGCGGUCCAGUCGCUGCAGAGCCGUUUGGAAAAUGCCCGGCCCAACCUCGGCAUCAUCGAGCAAUAUCAGCAGACCGCGGCCGAGUUGGAAUUCCGAUCCGGGGAAUUCGAGCAGGCAGACCGGUCCCGACGCGACGCCAAGCAGGAGUAUGACAGCCUGCGGGCCCGGCGCCUGGAGCUCUUCACCGAGGGGUUCGGCAUCAUCAGCCGGCACCUGAAGGAGAUGUACCAGAUGAUCACCCUCGGUGGGAAUGCCGAGUUGGAGCUGGUCGACAGCAUGGACCCCUUCUCGGAGGGCAUCAUCUUCUCGGUGAUGCCGCCGAAGAAGUCCUGGAAGAACAUCGCCAACCUGUCGGGCGGCGAGAAGACACUCAGUUCGCUGGCGCUCAUUUUCGCCCUGCACCUGUUCAAGCCGACGCCGCUCUUCAUUCUGGACGAGAUUGACGCGGCGCUCGAUUUCCGCAACGUCUCCAUCGUCGGGUCGUACAUCAAGGAGCGCACGCAGAAUGCCCAAUUCAUCGUGAUCUCCCUGCGGAACAACCUCUUCGAGCUGGCCGAUCGCCUGGUCGGCGUGUUUAAGACCAACUCCACCUCCAAGAGCGUCUCCAUCAACCCGCGGCUGAUCGAGGCGCGCGCGCGACUGCAUAUCCUCAAGGCGCCGCCGGCCACGGCCGAGGGCGCCGGCGGGGCGGCCAUUGGCGGCCGGCGGUCGCGCGCCGACUCGGAGGAUGCCCACCCGCCCGAGGGUGGCCAGGCCUCGGCCGGCAGCCUCGCCGGGGCGAUGGAGGCGGCCGGCGCGCCAGCCACUCCGGUCCCGGUGUCGCUGACGUCUCGGCGGUCGCUCCUGGCCGCGACGCCGGACACCGCCGCACAGGAGCCCGAGGAGGAGCCGACCCCCUCGGCGCCGGGGCCGGACGACCGCGCCGCCUCGUCGAUGUUGGCCUGAGCAUGUUGCGUGUGGUCGCACUCUUUCCCCCCCCCCCCCGCC
Messenger RNA from Fonticula alba, 4419 nucleotides. RefSeq lists its product as hypothetical. Gene Ontology annotation, biological process: mitotic chromosome condensation. Gene Ontology annotation, cellular component: chromosome. The transcript has 14 exons. Lineage: Eukaryota; Rotosphaerida; Fonticulaceae. Gene Ontology annotation, molecular function: ATP binding; protein binding; ATP hydrolysis activity. The coding region runs from base 10 to 4377 and encodes 1455 amino acids. The record is from RefSeq and is a predicted model, not a curated record.